This is a messenger RNA of Macrosiphum euphorbiae (potato aphid), 1965 nucleotides long. NCBI's taxonomy places the organism in Eukaryota, Metazoa, Arthropoda, Insecta, Hemiptera, Aphididae. The record is from the annotation of a GenBank genome assembly.
AUGGCCCAGUAUGAGUUCCUGCCGCUGUGCGACGUCCUGUUCAACAUCAUCUCGCUGGCCGCUUACUUCUGCGACAUCGUGUUCGACGUGGUCAUGGGCUACGCGCUCUACUCGCAUGGCCGCUACGUGCCGUUCGUCCUGACCAUGUUGUUCGUCGGGGCAUCGGCCACCGUCGAGCAGACCAUGUCGCUGCGCUGGUACCUGGCCGCGCGAGCCGUCGGCGACAAGUCCACGCUGGCCGACCGGGUGAAGCGGUCGGCCGUGCAGGCGUUGCACUUCGUCCAGCUGGGCGUCCUGUGGAGGUACUUCAAGCUGUUCCUGCCCGUCGACCUGCGGUACGUCAAGUUCGAGGUGCGCGACCUGUGCAUGCUGCGCCUGUUGCACGCGUUCUGUGAGUCAAUGCCGCUGCUGCUGUUGCAAUCCUACCUGCUGUGGACGGACGGUGGCGACCGCAAACACUUGCGUGACCUCAACAAGGUGGCCGUCACGCUAUCCACCGUCAGCGUGUGCUGGGCUCUGGCGUCGUUCGGCAAGAAUGUGCGCAUGCAGAACGUCCACAGGCUAGUCCUCACGUGGCUCGGGGUUAUAUUUCAGUUCCUGUGGCGUUUGGGCACUGUCGGGGCCAGAGUCAUUUCGUUGACCGCCUAUGCCGCUAUUUACAAAUAUUGGGUGCUGUUGGUACUCGGCUUACAUUGGUUGUCAAUGCUACUAUGGCUACAUUCGCCCAAGAAUGUAUUUCACGGUGAACGGAUGUCUCCUAAACGUAAAGCUUUUUUGUUUGCACUCUUAGCUUUUGUGUUCACGUUCGAAUAUGUUAACCUACUGGAGAACAAUCAUAGAGAAAAAAUGUUGAUGUUUUAUGUGGUGAUGGCAUUAGAAAACGCUCUUCUUAUGUUUGUGUGGAGCAUUGACAGCGGUGAUGCAGUCAAACCAUUUAUUGUUCUUGGGCUGUUCUGUUGUGGUCUUGUGUUCAUGGCAGUUUAUUAUCAGUUUUUCCAUGUACGAAGAUUGAAAUAUGAAUCUGGAGGCAGACUAAGCAAUGCUACAAAUAGUAACAACUCAACAGCAAAGCUAGCAUUGGAAGCCAAGUAUAAAGAUCAAUUAAAUGUGCCUAAUGGCAAGACUGACCUUAUAAGGAGACACAGCUUUAGCAGUGUGUAUGAAAACAUACCACCAGGUGGUUACCACAACCAAGCUAUUGCUAGUGAUCCCCCUCCAACCUUGCAAAGAAACCAGAGGUAUUAUAGCGCAUUGCCAGCAAGUGUACAUAAUGGUAUUCCUGGCGUUUUCAACUGUCGUUUCACAAACCCAUAUGUGGCAGCCAUGCAAAAGCGCAAAAAAAAGAAGCCGACUACGUUUGUGCCCCCACCGUCUGGCACAAGUGGUCGAGAUAGUGUUGCGUUUUGGUGCAAGCCGCCGCCAUCCAAUCAUAGCCAACAGGGUUCCAGUGAAAACGAGAGUGCCAGCUCUCACGUGGAUAUCCGGCAGAAAUUACAAGAAAAAAGACAAAACCAACUAGCCGAACUCCGAGCUAUUGAGGAGGAGAUUAGGCAAGGCAAGUUAAAAGAACCGCCAGAGAAUGGAGAAGUACUGUUGUCUCCUCAGGGAUACUUGCAACAACAACAUUGGAUUGCUCCACCUUAUAGUGCUCAAGCAAACAAUGCUCAACCAAACGAUCAAGUGUUCACAUUGAUGUACAAAUCAUACAAAUCACCAUCAGAUUUAGAUUCGCAGAUAUCACUGCCUCGUUCAUACACACUGCCCAGAGAGUUUAAAUUCUACAGAAAAGUAAGGCCCAGAAAAACUAUACGUUCCGAUCACUUUGUUGCAUCCACAAAUUCAAGUGAUGGAGAUGUAGACUCUGGUGAUGAUGAGUCGGACACCUCGCAGCCAAAACUAUCACCACGGCCCUUGCGGCUCCCUGAUCGUAAUGCUCUCACCACUCGACACGAAACCAAACUAUAA